Messenger RNA from Nomia melanderi (Alkali bee), 3747 nucleotides. It is a transcript of the gene CSN1b, whose product is annotated as COP9 signalosome subunit 1b. The record is from RefSeq and is a predicted model, not a curated record. Gene Ontology annotation, cellular component: COP9 signalosome. Lineage: Eukaryota; Metazoa; Arthropoda; Insecta; Hymenoptera; Halictidae.
CCUUGAAGGUACAAAGGUUGACAGAGUUCACAUAUUUCAACGUAAAAAUUACAUUAAUAUCUAGUUCCAUGAAACACGAAUGAAAAUAUCAAUAAACGUAUGAAGUUGUGAGCAUAAAACGAAUGGAAUUCCAUCGUUUAACUUAUUUGGUAGACCAAAAUUAGAAAAAAUCAAGACAAAACUUACCUGCACGUUAAUGCAAUUCACAAUACACUCGCCAUAUUGGACACGACUACUAGACAGAUAUCACUCAUUCUCAGGUAGUUCAGCCGUGGGUUCCAUUUCAAUAUUAUGUUCGAUCGUAUCGACUACGUUUUCCUGGUUUCUUAGGGAAAAUUUCGAUUGUUUACUGGUGCCUAUUCACGCUAUUAAAAAAUCCCUAUCUAACUUGGUGGAAUACAUGUGUAUAUAUACACACACAUUGUAUAUACAUACCAUUGAGUAUCACAAUAUCAGAGAGAGCUCUCAAUGUAGUUAUGGAUUCUCGAGUCACGGAGUGAAGUGAAUAACUAUUUUGUUGUUAUAUAUUUUUGCACAUACAGAAACUUAUCUAAAUAUAGCCAAGAAAAAUUUUUCAUUAUUCUCGGUUGCCUGCAGUACAUCGGCUAUACAUGUGUUUAUCUUGGUUCUCUGUUGCACGCUGGCUCCAAAAUUGUUGUUUUCUUUCGUAGUGUCUAAGGUGUAACGUGAAAAGAACGUUGACAUGCCGUUUCAAUUUCACGACGUCCAGCAAAAUGUGGUGGAGCCUAUGCAAGUUGAUGCUCCUGCGGAAGAUAAUGACAAUGCAGAACAGGAACCUUAUAUUGUGGAAAACCCAACGCUGGACUUGGAAGUAUACGCUAACAGCUACACAGGUCUUGCCAAAUUAUACAGGCUCAUGUACAUAGCUGAACAUUGUCCCAUGCUAAGGGUAGAAGCAUUAAAGAUGGCUAUCUCUUAUGUGAUGACAACAUACAAUGUUUCUCUAUAUAUAAUAUUACAUAAAAAGUUGGUACAAGUUGUAGGCACACCUGGGUUACCAGAUGUUGCAGCUCAGUCAACAUCUCAAGAUAUGUUAACUUUAGACCAAGCAUGGGUUGAAUCUAGAUCUAAAAAGGCUGUUCUAAAAUUAGAAAAAUUCGAUACAGAUUUGAAGAAUUACAGAAGUAACUCCAUUAAAGAAAGUAUCAGAAGGGGCCAUGAUGAUUUGGGUGAUCAUUAUCUUGAUUGUGGAGAUCUUUUGAAUGCCUUAAAGUGUUACUCCAGAGCAAGGGAUUACUGCACCAGUAGCAAACAUGUUGUGAACAUGUGUUUAAAUGUUAUCAAAGUUUCUGUUUACUUACAAAAUUGGACUCAUGUACUGAGUUACGUUACAAAGGCUGAAAGUACACCAGAUUUCUAUGAUGUUCAUGGUAAAGAUAACAAUCAGUCUAUAGUUACAAAAUUAAAGGUUGCAGCCGGUUUGGCGGAACUAGCAACAAGAAGAUUCAAAAUGGCAGCUAGACAUUUUCUCCAAGCAUCGCUAGAUCAUUGCGACUGUCCAGAAUUGUUGUCUCCUGGAAAUAUUGCUUUAUAUGGAGGCCUUUGUGCUUUAGCUACAUUUGAUAGACAUGAAUUACAAAAGCAAGUUAUUUUCAGUAGUUCCUUCAAAUUAUUCUUAGAGUUGGAACCACAAUUAAGAGAUAUUAUUUUUGCAUUUUAUGAGUCAAAGUAUGCAAUAUGUUUGAAGUUAUUGGAUGAAAUUCAGGAUAACGUACUCUUGGAUAUGUACAUAGCACCACAUGUAAAUGUAUUAUACACGCAAAUACGAAAUAGAGCACUAAUACAAUAUUUUAGUCCAUAUUUAAGUGCAGAUAUGAGACGUAUGGCAACUGCAUUUAACAGAACAGUUUCAGAGUUAGAAGAUGAACUCAUGCAACUAAUUCUUGAUGGACAAAUUCAAGCUCGUAUAGAUUCCCAUAAUAAGAUUUUAUAUGCAAAAGAUGUUGAUCAGCGUAGUACAACCUUUGAAAAGUCAAUAAGUGUUGGUAAAGAAUAUCAGAGACGUACACGCAUGUUAAUCUUAAGGGCAGCUAUGUUGAAACAACAAAUACAUGUUAAGAGUCUUCAACGUGAUAGUACUCAAGGAGGAGAAAUGUCAGUCACUUGGAAGCAAUAGUUUAAUGGUAAGAAAUUGAAUUGUGACUUACGCUAAUCUUUUGAUUAAUAAAUAUUAUUAUUAUUCAAAUAAACUGCCAUGGUCAGUGAAAUACAAAAAAGUACUUCAAUUCCAUAUCGGACAUGUUACUAAUCUAUGUAAAUUGCUGGUACCAAAUUCGACUUUCAAUAAAUGGUACAUUUGUGUAUCAUAAAUCUUUUCAAGGCAAAGUCAUUAUUUUUAAAACUGUACUGGUUACAAAUUUGAAUGAAUCUUUGAUAACACAUAAUGUAUGCUAGCAUCUUUGCAUCAAUAAACAUAUAAAUACUGUUUUUCAUGCAUGUGUGUGCUCAUUUUUUAAGGUUAAUUAUUAUAUAAAGAAAUAAUACAUUCUCGUUUUAAAUUAUAUUUAAAUAAUCUUUUAUCUGGAAAAUUAUGAAACUUCAUAUUAUUGGGUAAAUGUCAAAGACAUUAUUUUAUAUUUUGUACGUGAUUUAAUUAUAAUAUUAUUUUUUUGUAUUAUAAAACAAUGCAUAACUAUUGUGUAUAAUGAAAUUUACAAUUUUAUAUAGAUUUAUUAAAAAUUCGGGUAUUUGUGCUUUUGUGUAUUUAAAAAAAGAUAUUUAACGUGAUAUUAGUCUGUAUAAUUAGUUAAUAACAAUAAGAACAUCUGUUUAUUGUAAAAGCAUAAUUGUUUAAAAAAUUGACACUUAGGUUAACAUCUAACUUAUAUAAUCUAUCCUAUGGAACUCCCAUUCUUUUGUACAAUAUUUGUAAUAUACAAUUAGUAUAUCAAUUGAGAUAGGAAUUAUCUGUAUUUAAAAUACAGUUACAGAUAAUACAUAUACAGUGAAAUAUAUAUACUUAUAUAAACCAACGUGAACAUCUAUUUGUACUACUCUGUCAUUUAAAGGAAGUGAUCAUACGUCUAUCCAGUUUGCAUUAGCAACAUUUUUCAUUUCGAUUAUUCAAAUAAUCGAUGUCUUACUAAUAAAAUGUGUUACAGUACAAUAAAAAAGCUUAGAAAAAUAUAAUAUUUUUUUACAACAAAUUUGUGUACGAAACUAGAAACGAUCUAACUGUAUGAAUAAUAUUCUUUUAUGUAACUAUAAUUCAGUAACAUAUCCUUGAUAAGAAAAUGGCGAGGACUCCAUUACACACUUUCUUCUUGAGCCUGAAAAAGUUAUUUUCAUUAUUAAAUUAUUUAAAACAAAGCCUGUAACUUUGUUAUUUGGUAUCUCCAUAGCCUCAUUUAAUAGAGUUGUACAUGAAUCUAUGUAUAGAUAUGUACAGAAGUGUAGUGUGCUAUCUAUAAAUGUAUAAAUUACAAAGAUAUAUUAAUCUUUUAAUUUUUUCAUUUUAUAAGUAAGGCAAUUACCUUAAACAUGACUGGUAAGGAAAAUUAAAAUAAUUGGUGUUCGUAUAUGCAAGUUUCAUUGGCUUUAUUUAAGUGUGUAAAUAUGAUACAUACUUGUAGUUCUAAUUUUCUUAAUGAUACAUUCAUAAGGAAAGGACCUCAAUUGGUUGGAGUUAAUGUGAUUUUGCAUGAUGGUAAUAUAUACAGAUUCCUAAUGAUACAUGUAAAAUAUACAAGGUGUAACAAAAUUAUUGCACACAAAUGACAGGGCGUG